ACCAAAUAACAAAACUCACCAACCAUCUUGAUUUACAAGGUGUUCUUGAGCUACAACUCAUAGGACAUAAAACCAUUACUUGCCUCAUACUUCUAUUACUCCUUUUCCUUCUUAUAUAAGUUAAAAUGAGCUGGUCUGGAGGAGAUUGGAUGUGUGGUUCUUGCCAGCACAUAAACUUCAAGAAGAGGGAUGCAUGCCAAAAUUGUGGAUACCCUAAGAUUGGAGGCCCUGAUCCAGAAACAUAUAGAUACAACUGGACCUUGGCAGGGGACUGGUAUUGCAAUGGUAGGAACUGUGGAGCACACAACUAUGCUAGCAGAACAAGCUGUUAUAGAUGUGGUGCAUUGAAAAGUUCUUAUUCUUGUGGAUUUGGUGGAAACAUGGAAGCCUCUGAUUGCAAUUACCCUCCAGGAUGGAAAACUGGUGACUGGAUUUGUACUAGAUAUGGCUGUGGAGUGCAUAACUAUGCAAGCAGAACAGAAUGCUUUAAGUGCAAAACACCUAAAACUUUUGGUGGUUCAGAUUGAAAGAAGAAUUUCAGAUGUCACUGACUUUCUUCACAGUUUUCUUCUGCGAAUAACAUUCCAUCUUGUUCUGUUAAGGUCUUGAGUAAUUAUGGACAAAGGUCCUUUGUAGCAUCACAACCUUUGUUUUUGUACUAGGAUGUUUUUCCUUUUGUUAUUGUGCUAGUUGUUUUGACAUGAAACUAAUGAAAAUCAAUAUAUUUUAUGUCA
Messenger RNA from Cicer arietinum (chickpea), 734 nucleotides. RefSeq lists its product as uncharacterized. The record is from RefSeq and is a predicted model, not a curated record. NCBI's taxonomy places the organism in Eukaryota, Viridiplantae, Streptophyta, Magnoliopsida, Fabales, Fabaceae. Gene Ontology annotation, molecular function: mRNA binding. Gene Ontology annotation, cellular component: cytoplasm.